Molecule: messenger RNA, 681 nt
Organism: Camellia sinensis
Lineage: Eukaryota; Viridiplantae; Streptophyta; Magnoliopsida; Ericales; Theaceae
Source: RefSeq, a predicted model, not a curated record
AUGGAGAGUACCGUUUUUGGUGAGAUUUUUCCUAAACUUUGUAGUUUGAUCUUUGGUUGCCAAGGAAGCUUAUUUUACAUUGUGGAAACUACUGGUUAUCCCCGAGAGCAUCCGCAACUGAAGGAACUCAGAGAAGCUUCUUUCAAUAAGUACAAGGAAUAUGUCUUGCAGUUUGGAGAUUGGUGUUUUACUGGUUAUUCUCUCCUCACUACUACUGCUCUCGCUCUCCCACAUGAUGGCAAGUUAUUUGGGAACAGAAGAUUCUUGCACCAAAUAUUGAAUCCCAAUUUAAGAGACCCACAUAGAGAAGCCUGUGAGACAGGACUGCCUUAUAUAAAGAAGGCUGGUGUAGAGCAUAAGAUCAACUUCAUUCAAUCUGAUGGCAUUUCCAUUCUAAACAACCUCCUUACAACUGGGAAAAAAGAAGGGGAAUUCGACUUUGCAUUUGUUGAUGCUGACAAGGAAACCUACAUCAAUUACCAUGAACCACUGUUGAAAUUGGUGAAGAUUGGAGGAAUUAUAGCCUACCACAACACCCUAUGGGGUGGGUCUGUAGCCCCUCCAUCUAACGACUCUGAUCAUCAUCAAGAAGAAGGGGAUGACAAUAAAAGAGAUGCUAUGAGAAAGCUCACUUUCUUCGAUUACGAUUCUCGCAGUGGCGGAGGUAAAAAGUUAAAUUAG